Molecule: messenger RNA, 6174 nt
Organism: Rhincodon typus (whale shark)
Lineage: Eukaryota; Metazoa; Chordata; Chondrichthyes; Orectolobiformes; Rhincodontidae
Gene: fah
Product: fumarylacetoacetate hydrolase (fumarylacetoacetase)
Exons: 14
Coding region: 455-1708 (417 amino acids)
Biological process (GO): L-tyrosine catabolic process; homogentisate catabolic process; L-phenylalanine catabolic process
Molecular function (GO): fumarylacetoacetase activity
Source: RefSeq, a predicted model, not a curated record
UGGGAGGAUAUGUUAACAGUUUACAGAGGGUGAGGCUGGAAAAUGCGGGCUGUUUGGGCUAAGUGGCCCGUAAUGUUUAGAAUGCUGCAUGGCACAUGGGACUAUUGCAAAAUAAAUUCACCCCUAAAGUGCGAUUAUUCCAAUAUUAUUUAAAUAUAGAAUGGGUUAAAAUAGAAUUUCGUGUUUACAGAAUCGCGGAGUGCUCCAAUGCUUAUAGGUAAUAGGAACUGCCGAUGCUGGAGUCUGAGAUAACAAGCUCCAUCAGCUUUCCUCCUCCUCUGAUUCUGCCUGGCCUGCUGUGUUCCGAUGCUUAGUUGUGCUUUGUAUCAACCGGACUGACAAGAUACAACAUGAUGGGCGGUGCAGCUACAAUUGACACUCGUAUUGAUUCAGCUCUUGAAAUUGAAACGGAAGUGCCUUCCCUCUCAUUGUGUCAGUCUGUCUCUUCAGAAACAUGUCCUUCCUGAAAGUGGAAGAAGACUCGGAUUUCCCAAUCCAGAACCUUCCGUUCGGUGUGUUUUCCACUCCGGAUAACCCAACCCAUAGAAUCGGUGUUGCCAUUGGAGACCAGAUCUUAGACCUCAGUGUCGUCAAACAUCUCUUCACUGGCUCAGCUCUCUCUAAACAUCAACAUGUCUUCGCCCAGCCAAUCCUUAACCCUUUCAUGGCUCUUGGCCGUGAAGCCUGGAGGGAAGCUCGAGCCUUUCUGCAGCAGCUCUUGUCGGCUGGUGAAGCGACACUGCGGGAUAACAAAGAACUGAGGCAGAAAGCAUUUGUGCCCCAGGCUUCAGCCACCAUGCAUCUCCCUGCACAGAUCGGGGAUUACACAGAUUUCUAUUCAUCCCUUCAUCAUGCAACAAAUGUUGGAACCAUGUUUCGAGGAAAGGACAAUGCUCUCAUGCCCAACUGGUUGCAUUUACCUGUUGCUUACAAUGGACGUGCAUCAUCUGUCAUUGUGUCUGGGACACCCAUCAGAAGACCCAUGGGACAGACAAGAUCAGAUGAAACGAAGCCACCCGUGUUUGGAGCUAGCAAACUUCUAGACUUUGAGUUGGAAAUGGCUUUUUUUGUGGGACCAGGCACCAAGUUAGGAGAGAGAAUUGAUAUAUCCCGGGCCCAUGAACAUAUAUUUGGGAUGGUUCUUAUGAAUGACUGGAGUGCUCGCGAUAUUCAGAAAUGGGAAUAUGUUCCACUGGGACCAUUCCUAGGGAAGAGUUUUGGAACGACCAUUUCACCUUGGGUUGUAUCGAUGGAAGCUCUGUCACCAUUCAUUGUGGCCAAUCCUGUCCAAGAUCCCAAGCCUUUGCCAUAUCUGUACAGUGAUGACUCGUACACUUUCGACAUCAACCUUUUGGUUUCUAUUAAAGGUGAGGCAAUGACGGAAAAGGCAACAAUCUGUCGAUCCAACUUGAAGCACAUGUACUGGACCAUGAAGCAACAGUUGGCUCACCACACUGUUAAUGGGUGCAAUGUGAGACCUGGAGACUUGCUGGCUUCUGGAACCAUCAGUGGCCCUACCCCAGAGAGUUUCGGCUCAAUGUUGGAGUUGUCAUGGAAGGGAACAAAAAUCAUUGACCUCGGGAAUGGGAACACCCGCAAAUUCCUUCAGGAUGGUGAUGAAGUCACCUUGACUGGUUAUUGCCAGGGCAAUGGCUAUCGAAUUGGCUUUGGAGAAUGUACCGGAAAAGUGCUUCCAGCGAUUUUGUAAUGCACUGAGUGUUUUCUGCAUGGGGAAUAGAGAAUGUCAUCAUAUUUCUCCUACUUUAACCGUUUAGUGGAACUGAUCACAAACAAAUAUCUCCUUGGUCUGAUCUCCAAUUAGAAACUUGGCUAAUUGUUUGAAACCAUCUCACUAAUUAGUGUGGGACCUCCAAGUUCAUUCACAACUUAAUUCUUGUCAUUAUUAAAUUUAAUAAUGAUUUAUAAUAAUAGUUCAUUUAAUAGCCAACAUUAAUUUUCUCACUGCUGACUCUGUAAGAUCUUCAAAGUCUUUUUUAUUCGAUUAACUGUUAUGCAAACAUGCUAACUGAAUAAGAACUGCUGUUGAAAGUAUAGUGUUUGGGACGAGGUCAGCCAGGUGGACUUCAUAGAAUAUGAGUUCCCUGAUUGUGGCCACUAAUCUGAUGUAAUCAGGGACCCCUGGCUGACAGAUAUAAAUAGGAAUGUCAAAGGUUCUGCUUACUCUAGGAGCUGGCUCUAAGCUAGCUGGGUCAGUGUCAUGUACAAGGCACAUAUAAUUAAAGGAUAACUUUAGGGGAAAUCAGAGUUGUUUCAGUGGCAAUGAGAGAAAAACAUGCCCCUGGAGAGAUUCGAUUGCAACAGUCGUCUUCGGAUUGGAGUAAGCAUUUCUGAAACCAUGCCACUAUUUGGGAAGCUUGACUCAUUUGAUCCUGUCGUUGAAGACUGGGCCCAGCAUGUGGAAAGAAUGCAUUAUUUCUUCCGGGCAAAUAACACUGGGGCAGACAAAAGCAAAAAGUAAUUCUCCUGACAGCUUGUGGACCCGCAGCUUUUUUGGUUAUUCGAAGCCUAACUUGCCCUGAGGCACCAGAUGCUAAAGCCUUUCAAGAGUUGACAUUGCACUAAGGAAUGUUAGGGUCCCAACCUUCCUCUAAUUCUGAGAUAUUAUCGAUUUUACUCAGCAGUUCGAGAACCAGGGAAAUCCAUGUCAGGAUUUUUGAUGAGGUUAAGAUGACUGGCAGAGGCAUGUGAUUUUGGUUUAACCCUAAUUGAGAUGCUGACAGACCAUUUGGUAUGUGGGAUUAAUGAUGUGACUGUGCAAAAGUGCCUACUAGCUGAAGACCAACUGUACUUCAGACAGACGCUAUAACUGGCUUUGUCAUUACAAAAUGCAGCAAAUGGACCCUAUGAGUUACAGGGUAUGCCGAUGUAAGUGGACAUCCUUGUCAGGCCUACUGAGCCUGGGGGACACCACUUGAGUGCAUAGCUCAGGACAUAUCCCGAACAGUGGGCUCGAGGUCAGCACACUCCAAACCCCAAAACAAAGCCAAGCCUCGGACAAAUGGUUAAAAUUUUCUUGACGAUUUGGGCUGGCAGACCAUUCUAGUUGCUACCAGUAUGCGGAGCUAAGACAACAAACAAGUCCCACAAGGCCUGAAUUGAGUAAUAGAAUUUGUAGGCCAGUAUCCAGGAGGGUGCAUACCCUGAAAAGCCCACCUACAUCUGGUUUGGAACAGUUAAACUGCUUAGUAACACCCAAUUCAGAACCAAUCAAAAGAAAUGUCUGGUUAAAUAGUCACCCAGUUCUAAUGGAGGUUGAUACCAGCACAGCCAUAUCAGUGAUGCAUAACCAGUCUUUAACAAAAUUUGCUCUGGACUCCAACCCUUAAGUUUGCAUAAGAGCUUGGCUAGACUGAGAACCUAUACCGGGGAACCUUUACAGAGAAAGGACACAACGUCGGUCCCGGUCUCUUAUGAGAAGCAGCUGCUAUAGUUACUAAUGAUUGUAGUAAAAGGCUCAGGCCAAGCUUGAUGAUGGCAAAAUUGGUUGAGAAAGAUUCACUUUGAUUGGCUCAACAUUUUUUGAUUAGAAAAUGGCUGCCUGAGUGAAGUCCUAAUUAAACACCUGGAAGUUUUUCAGGAAGGUCUAGGAACUAUCAAAGGGGCCAAGGCCACCUUGCACAUUGACCAGGUACCAAUUCCACGAUUCUGCAAGGCCCACCCAGUGCCAUUUGCCUGAUGUGCAAAAUUAGAGGCAGAAAUCAGGAGGCUAGAAAGCGAAGGAAUCAUCAAAUCAAUCCAGUCUGUGGAAUGGGGCAGUACUGGUCAUACCGAUUGUGAGGCCUGAUGGGUUGGUCUGCCUUUGUGGGGAUUUCAAAUAAACAGUAAACUUCUUCUCGCAGCUGGAUAAUUACCCAAUCCCUCACAUAGAGGAUUUAUAUGCAAAACUGGUGGGACGGGGCAGGUACUGUCCUUUGUAAAGCUGGACGCGAGCCAUGCGUACGUGGAGUUGCAGUUAGAUGAGAAUCCCCAGGAGUAAGCUACAAUUAAUACCCAUAAGGGUUUGUACCAACAUACAAGAUUGCUAUUUGGGGUAUCAUCAACAUGUGCCAUUUUCCAGCGAAUGAUGAAGAACAUUUUACAAGGUCUACCCCAGGCCUCCAUUUAUCUGGAUGACAUGCUAAUAACUGGGAAGACAAACAAAGAUAUGCCCAGAUAGAAAAGGAAGGUUUGGCAGUCAUCUUUGAUGGGAGAAAAUUCCACCAAUACCUUUAUGGAGGCAAAUUUGUAAUAAUAACCGCAAAGACCUGCUCGGGCUAAUUAAAAAGAAUAGGUCCGUGUCACUCAUAGCUUCAGGUCGAAUACAGCAGCGGUCUCUUAUUCUCAGUGCGUACAAUUACCAAUUGGAACAUCAUCUGGGAGGCGAAGAGACAAAUGCGGAUGCCUUGAGCCACUUCCUCCUGGUUGAUAGACCACCUGCAGUACCACCACUAGGAGACCACCACCAUUCUGGUUUUAAACUUUCUGGACACCCUUCCGGUCAGUGCUGACAAUAUCAGACUGUGGACACAAGAAGACCCUGUCCUGGUUAUGGGGGAAACACAGGGGCCAUCACAACCAGAACUGACACCUUUCUGGACCCAGUGAGACCUGAUCACCAUAGAGGACAGCAUUUUAUUAUGGGGAGCACGAGUGAUUGCCCCCAGCAAAGGUCACCCCAGAUACUGGCUGAACUCCACCAGGGUCAUCCAGGGGUUUCCAAAAUGAAGAUGUUGGCGAGAAGUUAUGUCUGGUGGCCAGGAUCAGAUGCCAACAUAGCAGCAUUGGUGGGCAGUGCCACCAGAGCACCAACAAGGACAAAAAUUACAGCCAGCAGCUCUCCAACAUUCAUGGGAAUGGCUGGCUAAACCCUGGGCUUGGUUACAUGUUGACUGUGCCAGUCAUUUCAUGGGCUCUAUGUUUUUAGCCGUUGUGAAUGUUAGAGUUCAUAUUAAACACAGGGAUAUGAUUGAAAAGCAGCAAGCAUCUUUUGCGAUGCACUGACUCCCAGAAGUGUUGGUCACAGACAACGGGCCAACAUUUACCAGCAGGAAAUUUGAGUAUUUCCUUAAAUCGAAUGGCAUGCGGCAUGUGAGGACAGCUCUAUACCAUCCAUCAUCCAAUGAUCUGGUGGAAAGAGCUGUACAAAUGUUUAAAGCAGCCUUAAAGAAACAGCCUACAGCUUCACUCAAUACCAAACUGUCCCGAUUCCUGUUUGUUUAUGGGACCACCUCUCACGCAACUAUGGGGUCAGCUUUAUCAGAGUUGCUAAUGGGGAAAAGACUCUGCACCAGGUUAAACCUGAUCUUCCCAGGCCUUCGAGGAGGGUGAAACAGCAUCAGGAAUGCUAAUACCGACACAAGACUCCUCUAAACGACCGAGGCAGUUUACUUCAUGGGAUGAAGUUUGAUGUCAAAACCAUGGGAAGGGCCCAGCAUGGGUAACAGGCGUGGCCGACGCAAGGUCAGGUCCCAUGACGUACAAAGUUUGGGUAGGAGAGAUGGUCCUGAACACACAUGUGGACCAUAUCAAAGCUGUAAUCUUGCAAACGGUGCAGGAGCAAAACAUACCCGGCCCAUCAGAACAUCCAGCAAGGUUGUCAGAACUUGUAGAUUCUCCCCUCCACCUAACAUGAAAGAAACCUCUGAGGACAAGAUGGACAUGACAAGUGUCGCAGUCUCAACAACAUUACUACCGGAAAAAGAUGAGUUACGACCUGGAUGCUUUGGUCGCAAGAGGUAGGCUACGGUGCAGUAUAUGCUGCCAGUUUCCAAAGCAGAGUUGAAGGAGUCAGACCUGGUGUGAAAAUGCCCCAUGUGAAGCUACAAGAGAAAGAACGGCCACUGUCCCAGGACUUAGAGGGGGAGGGAUGGAACAAGAUCAGCCAGGGGGACCUCAUAGCAUAUGAGUUCUGUGAUUGGGCUGUUAACCUGGUCCAAUCAGGGAGCUCUGGCUGACAGAUAUAAAGAGGAACAUUAGGGGUUCUGUUCAUACAAGGAGCCGGUUCUGAACCAACUUGGUCAGUGUCAUAUACAAUGCACGUGUAAAUGAAAGGUGAUUUGGUGAUAGGAUACCAGCCUUUGUGGAAUUAUUUCGGAAAAAUCAGUCACUUGUUCAUAUGCUUGGAGGUCACAGCAGGGAAGAAUAAUGACAAUAAAGAAUUGCAUUUAUAUAACA